Molecule: messenger RNA, 3005 nt
Organism: Colius striatus (speckled mousebird)
Lineage: Eukaryota; Metazoa; Chordata; Aves; Coliiformes; Coliidae
Gene: PRPF38B
Product: pre-mRNA processing factor 38B
Exons: 6
Coding region: 129-1772 (547 amino acids)
Cellular component (GO): precatalytic spliceosome
Source: RefSeq, a predicted model, not a curated record
UGUGGGCGGUUGGCGGAGGCAGCGCCCGGCCCGGUCGCCCGCUCGCGCUCCGCUCCGUGUGUUGUGGCGCGGCCGCGCGUCCGCCCCGCAGGCCCCGCGCCGUCGCCAGCUGCGGGCUCCGAGCCGCUAUGGCCAACAACAGCCCCGCCGUGGGCGCCGGGAACUGCCAGGGGCAGCAGGCGGCCCAGCACCAGCCCGGCGCCGUCCCGCCGGCCCAGCAGCAGCUGCAGAGCGGAGCCCCCAAGCCGGCGGCCUCCGGCAAGCAGGGCAACGUGCUGCCGCUCUGGGGCAACGAGAAGACCAUGAACCUGAACCCCAUGAUCCUCACCAACAUCCUCUCGUCGCCUUACUUCAAGGUGCAGCUCUACGAACUCAAGACUUACCAUGAAGUGGUAGACGAGAUCUACUUUAAGGUUACACACGUUGAACCAUGGGAAAAGGGGAGCAGAAAAACAGCAGGCCAGACAGGGAUGUGUGGAGGGGUGCGUGGUGUUGGAACUGGAGGGAUUGUGUCUACUGCCUUUUGUCUGCUCUACAAAUUAUUUACACUGAAGCUCACUCGUAAGCAAGUGAUGGGCCUUAUAACUCAUACAGAUUCUCCAUAUAUUAGGGCUCUUGGAUUUAUGUAUAUUAGGUACACACAGCCACCUACAGAUCUAUGGGACUGGUUUGAAUCUUUCCUUGAUGAUGAAGAGGACCUGGAUGUGAAGGCAGGUGGGGGUUGCGUUAUGACCAUCGGGGAGAUGCUUCGUUCCUUCCUCACUAAGCUUGAAUGGUUUUCCACAUUGUUUCCAAGAAUUCCUGUGCCAGUCCAGAAAACCAUUGACCAGCAAAUUAAAAGCAGACCUAGAAAAAUCAAGAAAGAUGGCAAGGAAGGAAUGGAAGAAAUAGACCGGCAUGUGGAACGUAGACGUUCAAGGUCGCCAAGACGAUCCAUCAGUCCCAGGAGGUCUCCCAGAAGAUCCAGAAGCAGAAGUCAUCAUCGGGAAGGCCAUGGAUCAUCUAGUUUUGACAGAGAGCUAGAAAGGGAAAGAGAACGGCAGAGAUUAGAACGUGAAGCUAAGGAGAGAGAAAAAGAAAGGCGGAGAUCUCGAAGUACCGAUCGCACGCUGGAACGGAGGCGAAGCAGAAGCAGGGACAGAUACAGAAGCCGCAGUAGGAGUCGUGACAGGAAAGGAGACAGGAGAGACAGGGAUAGGGAGCGAGAGAAAGAAAAUGAACGAAGCAGGAAAAAGGAGAGAGAUUAUGAUAAGGAAAGAGGUAGUGAGCGGGAAAAGGAUCGAUCCAGAGAAAGGUCAAAAGAAAGGAAAAGUAAGAGUGAUGUAGAGGAGAGGAGACACAAGGAUGACAAGGAUGACAAGAAACAUCGGGAUGACAAGAGGGAUUCCAAAAAAGAGAGAAAACAUAGUAGAAGUCGAAGCCGGGAAAGGAAGCAUAGGAGUAGGAGCCGAAGUAAGAACACAGGUAAGCGCAGCAGAAGCAGGAGCAAAGAGAAGUCAAGCAAACAUAAAAAUGAAAGUAAAGAGAAGUCAAAUAAACGAAGUAGGAGUGGAAGCAGAGGAAGAACAGAUAGUGUUGAGAAGUCCAGGAAACGAGAUCAGAGUCCCAGCAAAGAGAAGCCGAGGAAGCGGAGCAGGAGCAAAGAGCGUUCGCACAAACACGAUCACAGCGACAGCAAGGAGCAGCCCGACAGACAGGAACGUCGCAGGAGCCAAAGCACAGAACGAGAGAGCCAAGAGAAGCAAGAGAAAAACAAAGAUGAGACUGUCUGAACUCUUUCAGAAGUGGAUCACAUUGAAUCCUAUAAAUGUUUGAUUAAAUCCUGCUUAUUUUUUCUUAAAGUUGAGAUUGUGCAGUAGUUGAUGAGCACUCUUCUCCAACCUCCCUCUAGGCUGCAGAUUGUCAUUUCCUAUUCUGGGUAGGGAAGUGCCUUUGUAAACCCAUCCAAUGCAUUGACGGUUUCAAACCAUUUGUUUAGUUUAAUUCGUAAUGCAGAGAUUGUUCUUGCAUUUUUAUUGUUCAGAUGUUUCUGAAAUGUACAGUCUGUACAUAAUGUCCUGAAAAUGUUUUAAUUCUUUUGGCAUGGCUGCCAACGUUGGUUCAAUUUGUAUGAGGCAAUAAACUGCCACUAAUUCUACUUUUGUUUUGUAGAUGUGGAAUUAUGGUUUGUACCCUGAAGUUAGCAUGGCUGUGCUUUACAUGGUAGUAUGGCUUUUAGGGGCGGAUCUUGGACGUGUAUUAUAGCUGAGAUAUUUAUGUGCAUACAAUGGACACUGAGGGGUGCAGAUUUAGAACUUUGUCCGCUGUACCUGCUGUUUCUUCAAAAGCUUUUUAAAAAAUGUAUUAUGUUGUCGAUCAUCACUGGUGUUAAAUGGAGAGUGGGCAUGCGAGGAGAUGGUUUUGAUGCAAAGCUUUAGCUUAUGUUGGGGUGUGUUAGUAAUUCUUUUGGAAGGCUACCUCAAGCAAGGCUACACCGCAAAGGUUGGCAGGUGAGCACCGGAGCCAUCUAUGCAUUAUAGUGGUUGGAAAGAAACCCAUGGAAGCUCUUUUGGUUUUUUUGCUAAAACCACACAGUUUACCCAUUUGUGGUCUUCUAAAUGUUUUUUAACUAGCAGCUGCACUCUCAUUUAUUAUAAUCCUGGGCUAAGAAAGGCAUUUAAGAUCAGAAGAGGGAGGUAGGAAGAACAAAAUUAUUACAAAGGGUUUCAGUUUCAAGCUUCCAAAGCAUUUUUAUAAGUGUAAACAAUUACAAUAAGAAUUACCCAAUAGCGUCCUUUUUUUAAGUCAUAUUUUCUACAACUUGUAAGGAUUGCAGUUUGUGCUGUACAUCUCAUGUGGCAGACUUUUUUUUUUUUUUAAACAGGUCGUUAGAAGCAAAAACCAAAAUGCAUUAUAGAAAAAAAAGGUAUCAUCGGAGUCCAAGUCUAUUUGAUAGAUUAUUCUGAUUACUUGUAUACAACAUGAGGAGAACCAUCUGGAAUAAACUCUCAAUUAUUUCCUUUGUA